Molecule: messenger RNA, 1714 nt
Organism: Marmota monax (woodchuck)
Lineage: Eukaryota; Metazoa; Chordata; Mammalia; Rodentia; Sciuridae
Gene: Avpr1b
Product: arginine vasopressin receptor 1B
Exons: 2
Coding region: 1-1263 (420 amino acids)
Biological process (GO): G protein-coupled receptor signaling pathway; regulation of systemic arterial blood pressure by vasopressin; positive regulation of vasoconstriction
Cellular component (GO): membrane
Molecular function (GO): peptide binding; vasopressin receptor activity
Source: RefSeq, a predicted model, not a curated record
AUGGAUUUGGAGCCUUCCUGGACUGCCAUACCCAACCCUGGGGGCACCCUUUUUGCCCCCAAUGCCACAACACCCUGGCUGGGCCGGGAUGAGGAGCUGGCCAAGGUGGAGAUUGGCAUACUGGCUACCGUCCUGGUGCUGGCCACAGGGAGCAACCUGGCUGUGCUGCUGACCCUGGGCCAGCCAGGUCGCAAGCGCUCCCGCAUGCACCUGUUUGUGCUGCACCUGGCCCUGACUGACCUGGGUGUGGCACUCUUCCAGGUGCUGCCCCAGCUGCUCUGGGACAUCACCUACCGCUUCCAGGGUCCUGACCUCCUCUGCCGGGCUGUCAAGUACCUGCAGGUGCUCAGCAUGUUUGCCUCCACCUACAUGCUGCUGGCCAUGACAGUGGACCGAUACCUGGCCGUCUGUCAUCCCCUACGCAGCCUCCAGCAGCCCAGCCAGUCCACUUACCCACUCAUCGCGGCUCCCUGGUUGCUGGCUGCCAUCCUUAGCCUCCCUCAAGUCUUCAUAUUUUCUUUGCGGGAGGUGAUCCAGGGCACAGGGGUGCUGGACUGCUGGGCUGAUUUCCGCUUCUCCUGGGGGCCACGGGCCUACAUCACCUGGACUACUCUGGCCAUCUUUGUCCUGCCUGUGGCCAUACUUACAGCCUGCUACAGCCUCAUCUGCCAUGAGAUCUGUAAGAACCUAAAAGUCAAGACACAGGCUGGGAGGGUGGAAGCAGGGGGCUGGAGGACUUGGGACAAGCCUUCACCUUCUGCCCCAGCUGUGGCCAAGCGGGGGCUACCAUCUCGGGUCAGCAGCAUCAGCACCAUCUCUCGGGCCAAGAUCCGAACGGUGAAGAUGACCUUCAUCAUCGUGCUGGCCUACAUCGCUUGCUGGGCACCCUUCUUCAGUGUCCAGAUGUGGUCUGUGUGGGAUGAGGAUGCCCCUGAUGAAGAUUCCACCAACGUGGCCUUUACCAUCUCCAUGCUUUUGGGCAACAUCAGCAGCUGCUGCAACCCCUGGAUCUACAUGGGCUUCAAUAGCCACCUGUUACCACGCCCCCUGCGUCAUCUUGCCUGUUGUGGGGGAGCCCGGCCCCGCAUGCGUAGACAGCUCUCCAGCAGCAGUCUCUCCAGCCGCCGCACCACCCUGCUGACCCGCUCCAGCUGCCCACCCACCCUCAGCCUCAGCCUCAGUUCGAGGCCAGGGCCGGCAGAGUCACUGAAGGAUUUAGAACAGGCAGACGGGGAAGCCACCACUGAGACCAGCAUCUUUUAAAGAAGACUUGUUGGAUGGAGCCUGGGACUGCCCCCAGGGCUAGCAGUGGAGGAUCUCUGCCCAUCUCAGGCACUGGGUGUAAGAGCUGGGAGGUCAGGGUUAGCGUUCCCUGGAACCCAAUUUGAGGCAGUGCGAAGAGGCCAGAAUAGCAGCCUCUAAGGUGAAGCCUGUCCUCCUUAGCUCCCAGUCUCAUGGUGACAGUCAGACAGAAUCAAAUGGCCUGCUUCCCGGACCUGCCAUACUCACAGGGUGUCUUGGAACACACCCACAGGGUGGAGGUGGUGCACCAGACCUGGGGUGGCACUGUCUGAGGGUCCCCAGGUGGCAGGAACUCAGAAGCUGGUCUCAUGCCUUAGCUACCUGUCCCCAGUCUAACCUGACUUGCACAUCCCAGCCCAACCCCAGGGCGCAGGGAGUGAAAAACUCUAAGGACCUACUUGGAUCCUGAUUU